Messenger RNA from Scophthalmus maximus (turbot), 5068 nucleotides. It is a transcript of the gene icam3, whose product is annotated as intercellular adhesion molecule 3. NCBI's taxonomy places the organism in Eukaryota, Metazoa, Chordata, Actinopteri, Pleuronectiformes, Scophthalmidae. Gene Ontology annotation, cellular component: membrane. The transcript has 22 exons. Gene Ontology annotation, molecular function: integrin binding. Gene Ontology annotation, biological process: cell-cell adhesion. The record is from RefSeq and is a predicted model, not a curated record. The coding region runs from base 46 to 4917 and encodes 1623 amino acids.
GUCAGUGUGUUGCUUGGACAGUAUAUCUCCCUCUCUCUCCUCUUGAUGCGCGUCAUCGGCUACCAGAGGAGGAGAGGAGCCGAGCGGAGCUGGAACAAACGACAGAGGAGACAUUGUUCCAGUCAAAUGAGUGAGAGUAGACCCUUCGUCCGACUUCUCGUGGGGCUCGUUCUCACUGCGACAGGUGUGCACGCCUCCUGUCCCAUUGAGUUGAGCCCCCCCAGUGUUGUGGUGCGAUAUGGAGACCCGGUGUCGGUGAACUGCAGCACGUCGGAGAUCCAGCACGGCGGAAUGGGCUGGGAGGCCACGCAGGGCGGCCGCAGCCUGGAGUACAAUGUCCAACAUUUGACUUGGACUGUGGAGAAUCUAACGGACUGGCCCAUCUCCCCCUCUUGCUUCCUAAACAUGCCAAAUGAACAGUGCUCCAGGAAACCCAAAGUCGUCCUUUACACGUUCCCGGAGAACAUCAGCAUCGGCUCCAGCAGCGGCCCCGACGGUGUGAUGAGAGAAGGCCACGAGUACAACAUCACGUGUCUCGUCCACAACGUCGCACCUGUGCAACAUCUCACCGUCACGUGGUACAAAGGAGAUUCACCGAUCAGUAGAGACACUUUUGACAAUGGCAGUAAGAAACCCACGGACCAGCCGUCGGUCUACAGCUUGACACCAACCAGACGAGACAACGGAGCCACGUUCAGGUGCGAGGCACAAAUGGACCUGGGGCCAGAGGGGCCGCGACUCAAUGUGUCGUCGGCAGAGCAUAGUGUCACAGUUCACUAUGGGCCAGACAUAAAAAGCGUAGCCCUUAACUUGCUGGAAGGGGGAACUUUGAAGAGUCAUUAUCUGGUGGAAGGAAAUCCCACCCCCUCGGUCAAAUGGAUGAAAGAUGGACGGCGGAUAGACCCGAGCAUCCCCCUGAGCCGGAACGACACAGGGCAGUACGUCGUCGAAGCUGAAGGCGCUUCCUCGGUCAAACGGAAACUCCAGGUUUUUGUGAUGUAUGGACCAGAGCUGAGUUGUCCAAGCUGGUACACGGCGCUGGAGAACACACCCAACAACCUGACCUGCACUGUCGAGGGUUUUCCCAAACCCGAGACGACGUGGUACAAAGACGGUGAGGAGGUGGACCUUCCAAAGAACCCGGACAGAGGUGAUGCGGGGGAGUACGUGGUCACAGCUUCGAACAACGUGUCCAGUGUCAACGUGACGGUGGAGUUUGAUGUCCUAUACGCACCGUCACCGAUAGUUGAGCUGGAAGACUCUGAGGUCGAGGUUGGUUCCUCUGUGUUGCUGAAGUGCUCCUCCGGGGGCAAACCGCGACCAACAUAUUUCUGGGAGUAUUACCAGACGGCCAAUGUGGCAGAGGAAAAUGAAGACGGAGUGACCAGGCUGCUCAUCCACAACGCUACUGCGGACAACAUGGGCUCCUACAGGUGUCACGCCUCCAAUCAUGUGGGAGGUGUCCACAAAACGGCCAGGGUCACCGUAAAAGGUGCCAAGCAAGAAUGCCCUAUCGAAAUAACCCCGGACCGGAUGGUGCUCCGCUACCGCGGGCCGAGCCAGAAUGCAGCCUGCAGACUGACGUCCGCCGCCGCCGCCGGGAACGUCAAAGAAAAAACACACGGGUGGGAUGUGCGGGGCUUCGUGACUUUCAAUGAAAGCUGGAGCGCUGACACCCGUGAAGACUGGGACGCGAGGCCCGUUUGCACGGCGACAUUUUGGGGAAUGGGAGAGUGCAACAAAUCUUUAGACUUCACCCUCUACAAAACACCAGACAACAUCCUUAUCCGUCCUGUCCAUGACGCUGUGAGCCAAUUGGUGGAGGGCAGUGUGCUCCAGCUGCGGUGUGACAUUAUCAGUGUUGCCCCUGCGCAGAACCUCGUCGUGCGGUGGUAUCAAGGAAAUGACACCCUGGAACAUCUUAUCGGAGGCCCACUGCGAGUGACCGGCUGUCUGCCUGAGAACGGCACCAACUGCGACAUCGGUGAGAUCAGAUCUCCGCUCAAUGUGUCGUCCACCAUCAGCAUCCCUCUGAACAGGACGCACAGCGGAGCCGAGUUCAGUUGCGUGGCCCAGAUGGACCUGGGAGCCGAGGGACCGCAGCCCCCUCCGAACGUGAUGUCCGGCCCCUUCAACGUCACCGUCCACUAUAAGCCCGCCAUCAACAGCAAAAAGCUUCCAAAGAGGAUCCCGGUGUUCCGAGGUUAUCCGGAGGAGCUGACCUGUGAAGCCGACGGUCAGCCGCCUCCGAAGAUCCAGUGGCUCUACAGCCCAGACAAAUUGCCCCGGGUGUCCGAAGACACGCUCACCGUGUCUGAGGCGGGCAUCUACAACUGCACUGCAACCAACGAAGUGGACUCCGUCUUUUACGUGGUCGAAGUGAUUUUAAAGGAGGACUACCUGCCCCUCAUAGCUGGAUUUGUUGCAGUCACGGUCGUUGCCAUCUCCAUCGUCUUCCUCUUCAUUUACUCAAUUUACUACAAGAACACCAGGAUGCGCCGCUACAGCCUUAAGAACCCCAAACCCAACAACCACACGGGCAACGUGGCUCACAACGGCUGGGACAUGCAGUUUCCGAUGACUAAACUGUCUUAUUUAGACCAAACCGAAAUAGCAGGAUCCGAGUCACCAGGUGAAAGUGAAACCGGGAGCGACACGGAUCUGGAAAACAAGUGUCCUCCUCAACUCGCGGUCCUUUUUGAAAAAUAUAUAUAUAUAUAUAUAUUUAAUUUGAUCGCUGGUGGUUUUCACACGGACGAGGAAACAAUGAUGUGGCUCUUCGUGCUCGGCGGCUUGAUAGCGAGUACAGGAUCACCCGUGAGCGCCCGCUGUCAAAUUGAGCUGAGCCCCCCGAAGGUUGUGGUGGAAUACGGGGACCCCUUCUCCGUCAACUGCAGCUCAUCGUCCGACCACAUCGAGGGAAUGGGCUGGGAGUCUCCGGAAGGCGGCACGGGGUUUAUGAACGGCGUCUCCUCUCUCCCCUUGGACGUGGACUCUAUUGCACUCUGGAGCAUCAAUGCACAGUGCUACGUCACUCUCUCAGACGGGCAACAGUGCACAGAACGCCUGCCAGUCACCGUCUAUAAAACACCCGACAGUGUGUCGAUGCCUCAGCCGAGUCCAACGGGCCCAAUGGUGGAGGGCCAAAAGUAUCGCGUGCAGUGUGCCGUUGCGGAGGUUGCGCCAGCGAGACACCUCGUCGUCCAGUGGCACAAAGGAGAUGAGAUAUUCUCCGUUGACGAAUUUAACGUUUCCAGCGUGUCACCGCUCAACGUGUCAUCUGUUCGUGAGCUGACCGCCCACAGAGAUGACAGUGGGACUCGGAUCUGGUGUGAGGCAAUGCUCAACUUUUUGCCAGCGGGACCCCAGCUUCCCCCGAUGCAAUCGAAGUCCCAUGAAGUGAUUGUGCUGUACCCGCCGACCUUCGACGAGCUUGAAAAUGAGACGCUGAAAGUUCCCGCCGAUGGUGAAGUGAUUUUGAAUUGCAACGCGACGGGAAACCCUAUGCCGGCGUACAGCUGGCGUUGCCCACAACCCGUACAACAGAUGGUCAAGCAGGAAAGUGAGAAUCAACUCAUCUUGACCCGGUUGCUUCAGUUACCAGGGACCUACACCUGCACAGCGUCCAACACCCAGGGCAACACCACCAAAUAUUUCACUGUCGUCGAGGCACCAAGGGAUCGAUCGACCUUUGCGGCCAUAGUUGGAGUGAUUGCGUUCCUGGGAGUCGCCUUCCUCCUUGCUGGUAUGUUUUUUGUGUCACCCGAAGGCACAUUUUCACCCAACAAAGGCAACUACCUCAGAGGACAACCUACCUCAUCUGGACCUGUAUUUUCCCUCUUUCCCUUUUUGCCCCCCACCCACAAAGUCAGCUGGGAUGACCGGGGCCCUUUUGUUCAAACAUCGCUCCCCUGCAGAGUUGCCAGGCUUGUUCAAGUUGGAAUUUUUCCUUCUCGCUCGCUUCCUUUUAAUUCGACGGCUCUUGUGCAGGAAAAAAGUAACAUGGCAAACGACUUUCGCAGAUGGAUUCUGACGCUUUGCAUGUUUUCCUCAGUGUCCGGUGAAGGCUGCUCGCUCAUCCUGAAGCCCUCCAGGGUCGUGGUGGGCUUCGGGGAGCCGGUGUCGGUCAGCUGUGAGGCCGCUCGCCCGGUGCGUGUCCUGGGCUGGGAGUCGGCCAUCAGCGCCUCGCACACUCAGCAGGACCUGUCUGUCCAGUGGAAGGUGGACAGCCUCAUCGACUGGAUAGAGGAGCCCAUCUGCUACGGGGUGUUCUUCACAGCUCCCAGACAGUGUGAGGAGAAACUCAACCUUGUCCUCUACAAAACCCCGGACAGUGUCUCCAUCCGGCCCGUGAACCACACUGGCCCCAUGGUGGAAGGAAAAGAGUACCAGCUCCUCUGUGAGGUGCAAAAUAUCGCUCCUGUCCAGUAUCUCACCCUGAGGUGGUACAGAGAGAAGACCGAGGUUUACAACCACUCCUUCUCUGACCUCACAUCCUCAUCGCCUGUCCAAGUGUCCUCUAUCCUCCUCGUCACGCCGACCAAAGCCGAGAAUGGAGCGCAGUACAGGUGUGUCGCGGAGCUGGAGCUCGGACCAGAGGGACCACAACCACCUCCUACUGUGGCCUCAGAGCCCCUCAAUGCGUCCGUCUACUUUCCCCCAACGUUCCUCAGUCCUGAACCCGAAGUUGUGGACCUCACUGUGGGUGCAGAAAUCUCCUUGAACUGCAGGGCCGCAGGAAAUCCCACUCCUGUGUACAGCUGGCAGUCCCCCCAUCCGACGCAGGAGACGAUGGAGAAUGAAGCAGUUCUUACCUCUUCCUCGCUGCUCCCAGGGACCUACACCUGCACUGCCUCCAAUGCGCUGGAGAAGAAGAGCAAGCAGUUCAUCGUCAAGGCCAAGACCAAAGGUGUUUGAAACAAGUGAUCUUGAGAUGGGAUUGGGCGACAACAUUGGGACACGUGAGGAGAAUUCAGCAGCUGGGAUUUUGCUUUUGCUGCUUUGGAGACAGAAUACGACAAUGCGUUUAUAACUCAACAGAUAUUUAUGAAGAUCUUGCUAUCAUUAG